Messenger RNA from Gallus gallus (chicken), 2628 nucleotides. It is a transcript of the gene VMO1, whose product is annotated as vitelline membrane outer layer 1 homolog. The transcript is spliced from 3 exons. The record is from RefSeq and is marked validated. The coding region runs from base 19 to 570 and encodes 183 amino acids. Lineage: Eukaryota; Metazoa; Chordata; Aves; Galliformes; Phasianidae.
AGAUGCGGAGUGGAAGAGAUGAAGGUGCUCACACCAGCAGCACUCAUCCUGCUCUUCUUUUUCUACACUGUGGAUGCACGGACACGUGAAUACACUUCUGUCAUCACUGUGCCCAAUGGAGGCCACUGGGGAAAGUGGGGCAUUCGGCAGUUUUGCCACAGUGGCUACGCCAAUGGAUUUGCACUGAAGGUUGAGCCUUCCCAGUUUGGCAGAGAUGACACAGCUCUGAAUGGCAUACGGCUGCGCUGCCUCGAUGGCUCAGUCAUUGAGUCCUUGGUGGGGAAGUGGGGCACCUGGACCAGCUUCCUAGUUUGCCCUACAGGGUACUUGGUCUCCUUUUCACUGAGAUCAGAGAAGUCUCAAGGAGGAGGUGAUGACACAGCCGCCAACAACAUCCAAUUCAGAUGCUCAGAUGAAGCUGUUCUAGUAGGUGAUGGACUAUCAUGGGGAAGAUUUGGCCCAUGGAGUAAAAGAUGCAAAAUAUGUGGUCUCCAGACAAAGGUAGAGUCACCACAGGGACUUCGUGAUGAUACAGCGCUCAACAAUGUGAGGUUCUUCUGCUGUAAAUGAGCAUUUGCCCCAUCUUCAUCACUGCCCCACACAUCCCACAUCACACAUCAAAUGAGACAUCAUCAAAGCUUUGCUCUAACUUUAUAGAGGGAAAUGUCUGUGACUUGCUGACUAAAUCCAGCUUUUUGAUCUGGAGGGAAGAGGUGAGAGACAGAACCAUGAAAGAAACAGCAAAAUGGAAAGACAAAGGAAGAACAAUUCCAAACAGAAAUGAAGUGGAGGGGAGAGACUCAUUUUAGUGACUUAACUUCUUGUGGAUUAACUCCUUGAACCUUUGGCUUCUUGUGGCUUAGCUUCUCCUUGUGUCUUGUCAUGCCAUCUUGGUAGGUACUUAGAUCAUGCCUUAAAUGAUGAUAAUUCUCAUAGCCUCUGUUGCUUUACCAUAACUUCUCAGUUACCCAAGUGUAUUACAUUUAAUACAUUACAUUAUGUAACAGCUAGUGUACCACUGUAAAAAGACCCAAUCUCUGACAAUUGCCUACAACAGUGGAAUAGACUUCUCACCUUCCUUUGCUCUGACUGGUGAGUUGCUUUCAAGUUUGCUUUGCUUGUUUGUUCCUUUAUUUGAAACAAUAUUUGACCUCUCGACAUGACCAAUAGGGAAGAAAGGAUAUUAGUUUGGAGAUGUGCUUUAACCCAGAAGGCAGCUUAGCACCACACAUCUGUUUACUCACUCCCCACUCUCAGUGGGAUGGAGGCAAGAAUGAGAAAAAAACCCCACAAAGUAGAACCCAUGGGUGGAAGUAAGAACUGUUUACUAAUACAGAAAAGGAAGAGAAAAAAAUAAUGAUAAUGAUAAUAUACACAGAAUCAUAGAGUUGCUAAGGUUGGAAAAGACUUUAAAGAUCAAGUCCAACCACAACCUGACCAUACUACCCUAACUCUAACAACCCUCUGCUAAAUCAUGUCCAUAUACAUAUAUAUAUAUAUAUAAUAAGAGAUGCGCAAUGCAAUUUCUCGUCACCUACUGACUGAUGCCCAGCCAGUCCCUGAGCAGUAGCUGCCUCCUGUAGCCAACUUCCCUCAGUUUUACAGCUUCUGCAUGACACCAUGUGGUGUGGGACAUCUCUUGGUUUGGUUUGUGUCAGCUGUUUUUGCAGUUUAAUUUUGUCAAGAGUUGUAUGUGUAUUUUUUUAGUAGUCUUCUAGGUCAUAACUGAGAUCCUGCCUUAGGGAACACGGUUAAAAAGUGUACUUACACUGUGCAUUCACAUAAAUGCCAUGUGCCUGAGUUGUAGCUCUCUAAACCGCUCUUGUUUCUGUUUUGGAUUGUGCUCUGCUUGUUCGCCUAGCAGUUAAUGCAAAACUCAAUACUGGGGGCCUUGUUUUUUUGUUUGUUUCCCUCAGGCUUCAUGCUCCAAACAGAAUUAGGGAGAAUCCACAAUAAAAAUAAACUCAACAUAAUUCAUCUAUUUUUUAUUCUCAAAUUUGCUGAAUAAGUUUGGAGUCAGAACCUUGUCCUGUUGUGCCAAAUACAAAAAUUGUACUCUUGGUUUUGGGAAAAUGUGCCUGGAGUUUAUUACCAAGCCCUAUGUCUGAGCUAAUGCCUCUCUGACAAGAGUUCAAGAAGACUUGUAGUCUCUCUGAGCAUCUUCUAGGAAGUGUACCUGUUGCUCUUCUCACAAAGCAACGGAUCUUUCUGCACUUUGGACAAGGCAGGGGCAUGGUGCUGCUGUGCUCCAGGUGACGGGCUGGGCUGUGGUGUCCAUGCACAGCCAUGUGGAGCAGCACGGAGCUGAUGGAUGGAAGUUCCUUCUUGCAGUUCACUUCCUGUACUUAGCACAUAUGCAACAAACAUCACUUUUUUAACUCCGUCCAUGAGAAAUUUUCUUCUUGUCACCUGCAUAAAAAAUUCUACAGUAAUAACCACAUUUUCUUUUAAGAGCAAUGUAAAAGCAGCUAAAAAGCAGAACAAGCGUAAUAUUUGCUAUGUUUAAAAGAGUUUUGAUAAAAAAUCAGGGGAUUACUGUGGAGUAGCCCACUGGUCUAUCUCUGUACUGUUCCUGGUUGCAGUGCUCCACAUCUGAUGCCUGCUGCAAUAAAGUUUAUCUGGCUCAGG